Closterium sp. Yama58-4 is the source of this 1043-nucleotide messenger RNA. The record is from the annotation of a GenBank genome assembly. Lineage: Eukaryota; Viridiplantae; Streptophyta; Zygnematophyceae; Desmidiales; Closteriaceae.
AUGAAAGCAGGGGAGAGGAGGGGCACACGGGCAGAAGGGCAAGGGAGCAGGGAGGGCGAAAAGGAGGAAGUGGAAGGGCGAGGCGGAAGAAGGGUGGAGGAGUAUGAGACGGUGUGUGAGGCGCUGAGCAUCGUUCUAGCCAUUGCUCCGCACAGCGUGAACCACCUCAGGCCGUUCUUCGCCUCCCACCCACCUCCAUUCCUCAGGCUCCUGCUGUGUGACGGAGCCAGUGCUGAGGAUCCCUCUGCUUUGCUGCCUCCCCUCCUCACGUCCCUCCGCCUCCUCCUCACCUCCCUCCCCACAUUCGCUUCCCUCUGGGACUGGUCGCCGCUCUUCCCCCUCCUCCUGCCCGCAUCCACCUCCUCCCAUCAACCCAGCCGAUCCGGCGAGACGGAAGAAGAGGCGGGGAGGCGGGGCGAGGAGUGGGAGGAGGUGCGAUGGGUGGCACUGGAGAUUGUGUCUCUGGUGUUGUCGUUUGAUGAGGCCACGUGCACUCGUGUGGGGUCGGCAUUGUGUGCUCUCACUGCCACACACCGCGCUCACUUCCAUUUCCGCAUAGCGCAUACCUAUUGUUCAUCUCCUCCCUACUUCCUUUCCCCCCCUUCCACACCUUUUCCCCUCUUCUUCCUCAACUCAAACCACACACCCAUCUCCCCCACCUGUCCUCCUCUCUCCCCUUCCCUCCCCAGCUGGCGUCAGCUGGCCACACACGUGGAGGCAGAGCGGGCGCCCAUGUUCCUGCUCUCGCCUCUCCAAUCCGACUCACUGCAAGGCACCCUCAGCGGUACCGAUGCCUCAGCAGCACCAGGCACUGAUCCCAGCGGUGCCUCUGCUGCUCCCUCCGCGCUUUCACCGCUCCAAGCCCCUGUGCUCACCACCUCGAGUGGGGGUUUCUCCUUUGACGGGGGCGGUGGGGGAGAGGGAGAGGGGGCGAGUGGAGGAGGAGGAGGAGCGGGAGCGGGAGUGUUGGCAGCAAGCAGCACGUCGCGGUUCAACACGGUUGCUGUGCUCGGGGUGGACCUGCCUCAGAGGCCUGUUGGCAG